Syngnathoides biaculeatus (alligator pipefish) is the source of this 3620-nucleotide messenger RNA. It is a transcript of the gene lrrc75ba, whose product is annotated as leucine rich repeat containing 75Ba. Bases 327 to 1460 code for a protein of 377 amino acids. The record is from RefSeq and is a predicted model, not a curated record. The transcript has 4 exons. Lineage: Eukaryota; Metazoa; Chordata; Actinopteri; Syngnathiformes; Syngnathidae.
AGCGACAGUCUGCGAUUGGCCAGACGUUGCACGUUGCACAAAGCUGAACGGUACACAGCCGGUGCAUCGUGUCCUCGUCGUCGUCACGUGAGCUCAGAGGGAGGUGGGACACAUCACAGUCGAGAUGAAAGACAAAACGACUUUGAAUGAGACACUGAGAAAGUGUUGAUGUCGUGGUUGCGGUGCAUAUUUCGGACCCUUCAGUCGUGACCGGCUGGAGGCGAUCAGCGCGACGCCGGAUCAUGGGUCAACCCUGCUGCUGCUCGUCCGUCUGACUCGAAACAACAACAACGACGACGCCGUCUGCACUUGCGCCACGUCUCGGCAUGGGCUCCAGGCUGAGCAGACAGAACAGCUUGAACGAUGAGAAUUUCUCCAAAAAGCGUCGCAGGCUUGGGCACGGCGCGACUGAGGGCGACAAUCGGAGCGCCCGGGCUGGCGGAGGGGACCUCCUGUUCACCGUGAUGCUCAAGACGGACAAGCUGCCCGGGAUGCUGCGUCGGAGCAAUCACAGCCCCUAUGUGAGGCGGGUGGCGUGGAUCAGGGACAUCCAGAAGCUGCUUCGCGAUCGCAGGAUGGAGCAGGCGACAGACCUGCUCAGGUUGCUGCGGAAGGAUCUGGGACUGGAGGGUACCUCACUCAAUGACAUAUUAUACAAAAAUGCUGCUUUCCUCAAUCUGGUGGAUCCAAUUUCACACGAGCUGCUGCUGAGCUUGGCCAGAGAGAUGCAGAAUCCUAAGAAGGAUUCAGACACUAUAAAGUCGUCAGAUAAAAUUUGCAGACAGCUGAUCUACCACCUGACCCCGCAUUCAAAGUGGCUGAGGCAGAGCAUGUCCAGACGGAAAUCCCAGGCAUGUCUCAAGACAACCCUCCAGAAGAAGCUGUCCAAUGACACUGUGGACUUGUCAGGCAUUCCUCUGUCCACCCGGGAUGUUCGUCAAGUGGCCUUCUACCUCCAGAACAACAGAGACAGUGUGAUGGCUGUGGAUAUCAGCUUUACACAGCUCCAAGAUGAAAACUUGAAGCUUCUACUUCCUCUUCUCGCAUCACUACCCAAACUCAACACCCUUGCCCUCAACGGGAACCGUCUCACCCUGACUGUACUCAAAGACCUGACCGAGAUGCUGAAAGACCCCAAGAAAUUUGCCAGCCUGGCCUGGAUAGACCUCGGCAACAAUGUUGAUAUAUUUACUAUGCCUCAGCCGCUGCUGGUAGCUUUACGCCGACGCUGUAGCCUCAAGAGCAGUCUACCCACCAUCUACGAGUACACGGAGGGUCAACCUUACUGCUACCACCUGGAGACCUCUAUCGAGGAACCCAGCCACUAUGAGGAAGAAGAAGAAGGGGAAGAUCCAGAGGAUGACAUAGAUGGCAUGGGUAAUAAAUUGGAGCUGGAGCCAUGGGGUUUAGGUGAGAAGCAGCUCUCCAAAGACUUCACCCUUCACUAUUGUGAGAGGUGAUCAGGAGUUUCUCUCGCUGGCUUUCAAGUGUGGCUGAAAUGUUAUCACGCAGCGAUCUGUUAACUUCCUUCAAUUGACCACCCUCAAUCCUUCUGGCCCAAUUCACUAUUUGAGGCACGAGGGAAACCACAUUGUGAAACUCUCAACUAGACACCAAGUAUACCAAGACGACUCAGAAUGAACCUGCACUAGUUGACAGUGGAGGAAGGGUCAGGCGGUAGACUUACUGUGUUGGUGGAUGGUGGUCUUGGGAACAAGAGCCGUAGGACUGGAUUAAUUGGAGAAAUGUCUCCUUGUCUUCUCACUCCCUUUUACCAUAUAACUGUCUGACUGUGGUAGCGAAGAAGCCAAUCCCACAGAGAUUUCGGUCAGCUUUUUGGCUGGAGGAGUAGCAUUUCGGCAGUAAGGCGAGUCAGUUUGGAAGCAGUGGGACCCCCUGACUUCUCCACCAGAAUAGAGAUGAUCUCUGGCAGGCAGUGCCUCACUCCACAUUGUGUGUUCUCUGUUAAUCUCUCAACAAAAGCUAUGACAUAAGUUCAACAGACUACACAGACGACGGACUGUCACGUGACGUUGGCAAAACUGCUAGGUCAAGACUUUUUCCCCCCUCUUUCCUAAUGUCUACUUGUGAACACCGAUGCUGCCCUCGUGUGUAUGUAUGUAUAUGAGGAGACAAAACGUGGCUCUGUUGUGUUACCACUCAAUUUUUUUUUAUACUUUUGGUGAGCAAAGCAAUCUUAGAAGACAGCAGGUAGGACUAAACAAUGGUAGCUGUGAGUAUUUGUAAACUUGCUUAAAUAUCUCACUUCUGCAAUGUAGUCAUUACCAGUGUUUCUAUAGAAGCAACUUUUAAUAUGGGUUGAGGAUUUAAAAGACAAACAGCCCAAACACCUGUUGACUGUUAUUCGUUUCUUUCUUUUGGUCAUCAUUUGUAGUUAUUUACAUGUAUGUAUUGCUAAACUCUUUUAUUGACUAUUUCUGUUUUUAGAAUGCCAUGACUGUUAUUUCAUGAUUAGACUGACUUUCAGGGUCAUGUCCUUUGCAGUAGCACAUCAUAGUCAGACAGAUCAAAACAUUGCAAUGCAUGUCAAUGCACCUUUCUGUGUGUAUUUCUCUAUAUAGCUUCAUCUCUGUUGGUAAUUGUUUGACAUUAAUUAAUGUAGAAGUUGUCACCUUUACAACGCUGAUCCAAAUGGCUCAUGAUUGUUACAAAGUUACCCCAAAAAUGCUGCUCCAUGAGAAUAUAUACUAAAUGUUUAAUGUUUGUUGCACUAAAAUGCCUGGUUAUUGUUGUAAUUUUUUGUUUUUUGAUGUCUUUUGUCCAAUUCAGUGACUAUAUGACUCCCAAUUACAUCAAAUUAUCAAUGUGAUAGGUGGGUGCCGUCUUUGUGGAAUCUUCUAAAAUAGAUGGAAUGAUCACUUCCAAACACCUCUAAAAGUGCUCUUCUUACAAAAAAAAAAUGCCAUUCAAUUUGAUCUCCUUUUUAAGUGUAGAUUUUAGAGCAAGUGACACCAUUUGAAACAUUUUUAAUGAUUUGGAAAACCCCUCAGAAUUCUGACCAACACAAGCUUAUUUGUGGAUAUUUUUAACCGGAACUUGUUAGCCAAUUAGAGAUGGGAUUCCUGAGUAAAACAAGUAGACAUGGUGAUUAAUAAUGAAGUUGCACAGCUUUACUCAAAUUUAAAACCAUUUUGGACCACAUUCACACAAUCACACAAAAGCACUUAUGCCCCGUUUAAAAAAAUAAAAUAAAAUAAAAAAUCCCCAAAGGCAUCAUCCACUUCAAAAUUCUUGAUCCAUUGUACUAAUUUCCCCAAUGUUCCAAAUUCGAGGUGCAUUUUACUCAAGUUGAAGUGGUCAUUCCAACCAGACUGAGCAUCUUGAGAGAUUGUUUUUUUGGAAACUUUUGUCACGUUGCUAAUUAACACUGAGCACAGUGGGUUCAUGUACCGUAUACUGAAACAAUUUGAGUGAAAACCAAGUGGAUGUAGCAAAAGGCUAACUUGCAGAUCAUGUAAUGUGAUUAGAUUGAGACCAGUCACCUUUUAUGUUGAGCAUUAGUUUGCAAUGUCUUGUUUCAUGUCUGCAAACAACUCUUCCUUGUUGUUGAUUAUAUUUUCCAAAACCAAGCUACCAAUUAAAGAAUUGAGUCAAACUGA